Messenger RNA from Tachysurus vachellii, 1285 nucleotides. RefSeq names its product general transcription factor IIIC, polypeptide 6, alpha (gene gtf3c6). Gene Ontology annotation, biological process: transcription by RNA polymerase III. Bases 79 to 585 code for a protein of 168 amino acids. Lineage: Eukaryota; Metazoa; Chordata; Actinopteri; Siluriformes; Bagridae. Gene Ontology annotation, cellular component: transcription factor TFIIIC complex. The transcript has a single exon. The record is from RefSeq and is a predicted model, not a curated record.
CAGGUGGGAAACCAAAACACGCGUUAUCACGUGUUACAUAAAGUUGGAACGAGUGUACUGCGUGACUGCGGGUGGAGGAUGGAGGAAGAGUGGGAUGAAGAGGAGCAGCUGGUUGUGGCCGAGUUCUCCGGAGUGAUCGACUCGGAUGUGUUCUGUAAGCGCGAUGGUGUGUGUAAAAUAGUGGGCAUGAGCAGUGAGCAGCCCAUGGUGCAGGUGGGCCGCUAUGUGUUCGCCGGGGAAUACGAAGACGCCAUGGGGUCCUGCGUGAUCUUUAAAGAGCAGUCAAAGGAUCAGACAAACUCCAGCUCCAGCCCUGUGCUCAAAUACAAGUGUCACACCACGAAGAAGCUGAUGCUCCAGAGGACCUUCCUGUCCGAGAGGAAGGAGGGAGAUCCGAGCUCAGGAGGCAUCGAGGUCCUGUCUCUGAACGAGGGGGAUGUGUGUGGAAGAUCCAUCUCGGUGUGUCACUACACCCUGGACCCCAAAGAGCUUCAGAGAACAAAUGCUGGAGAAGACAUCAGUGACCAGUCAGACACUGAAAAAACACACAUAAAUGAGGAGCCCAGAGAAAACCUUGCAGAGUAAAACUGGACCUGAACUGGACUGGAGAACAAAUCUCACUCCAGUGUCAGGGACAAUAUACAAUCGUGAUACAUUAAUAUAUUAGGAAGCAAUAACCAAUAUUUUGUACUAGAAUGCAUGAUGCAGAUUCAGAAGACGUGUCAUUAUAUGAGUGUUGUCGACAUAUUGACUCAGGUUCUAUUACAGAGACAAUAUGUGGGAUGUGGUGGCUCAGUGAUUAAGAUGUUGGAUUACUGACCGGAAGGCCGUGUGUUUGAGUCCCAGGUCCAUCAAGCUGCCACUGCUGGGCCACUGAGCAAGGCCCGUAACACACAAUUGCUCAGUCGUGUAAAAUGAAGUCACUCUGGAUAAGGGUGUCUGCUUAAUACCAGAAAUGUAAAUGCAGAUACUGCUAAAGUCUGUAAUAUGCAAAUUAUACCAAUAAUAAACACUCAUUUGUUAUUGACUAAAGCAGCUUCCAGAGUAGAUUUUGGUAAAUGUUUUAUGUGAACAGAGCAUUAAUGUGAUCCAUAGGAGUCAGUCACUGCACUGCAAAAUGUUUGGUCAUUGUAGUUCAUUACUAGACUUUUUUCCACUAGAAGGGAGAAAGACCACAUACUGUACAGAAUAUCAGAAUAAAGAAAAAGAAUCUUCUGUACACAACAAUGAAUAUAUAUAUUUUGUUGUUUUUAAUUGAAUAAAAUUAAAAGUAAUAGCUGACAAA